Messenger RNA from Linum trigynum, 568 nucleotides. The record is from the annotation of a GenBank genome assembly. Lineage: Eukaryota; Viridiplantae; Streptophyta; Magnoliopsida; Malpighiales; Linaceae.
CCUACACAACCGAAAAAGACCCAUCUCAAGUUCUCGCGCGUCAACUAAACGUAGCAGCAGAGCAGAAAUGGCAGCAGCUGCUAAUUCUUCAUCAUCAUCAUCAUUCAGCUUGAAACUCGUCAUCGACAAACGUGAAAAGAAGGUCCUAUGCGCCGAGGCAGGAAAAGACUUUGUGGAUUUCCUCUUCAACUUCCUCACGAUGCCGCUCGUCUCCCUACUCCGCCUCCUAAAAGACCAACUUCCAGCCCCAGGCUGCGCCCGUGAGCUGGCCGCCAGCAUCGAGAACAUGAACCAGGAUUGCUUCAAGACUGCAGAAAGCAAAGAAUACCUCGUCACCAAUCUCCGCGGCGAAACCCACGUCACGAAGGUGCCGCUUUUCCCUGCAAAGGACAAUCCACACGUGCAAUAGUAUGGAUUGGUUAGCCACUAGCCAUUGCUAUUUCUUUCUUGGUUUCUCACUAGCCAGUGCUUUUUCUUCAUUUUGGAUGACAUAUGUGGAAUUAGCAUAUAAUUCUAGUGAACAUUGGUCAUUCUCAUUCAUCCAACUAAAUCAAGGCACUUAAUUUCA